GCCGAAAAAUGUCUUCUUUUUCCCCGCAUAGCGAAGUCAAAUGACCAUUCUCUCCUCCGCCCCCCUCUCACGCAGUUCACACACUUCACAUCCAAGCAAAACCUAAGCAAGCGCGACCGAAUUCAUGGCUAACCUCCUGCAGCUGCCGGACCUCGCGGCGGCCAGGCCGCCGGCGGCCGGCGUCGCGCGGGGGAGGCGGGCGAGGGUCGUGGCGGCGGCGGCGCCCGGGGGCCGCGUGAAGCAGCCGGAGGCCGGGACGGGAAGCAGGGGGCGGGUGAUCAGGGUCGCCGACCCCGUGCGGGACGGGAGGCUGCCGGUGCCUCUGCUGCCGCCGCCGCCGCUCUUCUCCGUGCCGGUCACGCCCGCGUCGGGGUCGCCCGCGGCCACCAAGCGGCGGGACGACGACGAGGAGGAGAGGCGGAGGUACUACCUUAACUUGGGAUACGCCAUCCGGACGCUCAGGGAGGACAUCCCCGACGUGUUCACCAAGGAGCCCUGCUUCGAUAUCUACAGAGAUGAUAUUGUCUUCAGAAACCCUUUCAAUAAAUUUGAGGGCAUUGACAAUUAUAGAAGUUUAUUCUGGGGAUUGCGCUUUACUGGACGUAUCUUCUUCAAAGCAUUAUGGGUUGAUAUAGUUAGCAUAUGGCAGCCUGCGGAUAAUGUUAUUAUGAUUCGCUGGAUUGCCCACGGCAUUCCUCGAGUCCCAUGGGAUGGCCAUGCCCGCUUUGACGGUGCCUCCGUGUACAAACUUGAUAGGAAUGGGAAAAUUUAUGAGCAUAAGGUACAUAACAUCGCUACGAACCCACCAACGAAAGUCAAGGGCAUGUCUGUUCAAGAGCUAAUCAGAGCUGUCACCUGUCCAUCCACUCCAAAACCAACUUAUUUUGAGGCUUCAUCUCAAUCUUUGAGCAUGGCUCCAUUUUGUUCGAGAUUGGCAUCGAUCAGACACCAUGUUUCGCUGUCAAAUCUUGGAGAAGGAUAGUGUAGGUUCAGUAUGAUGCUUACAAGUUUUGCCUUUUUUGUUGUAUUGUAGUGUACCAUUUUCACUAAUGAGUAGUACUGGAUCAUAACUGUUGUAUAUAUGUACAGUGAUAAACUUAUAUAGAAUAAAGUCGCUCUUGAUUGGGUUGUAUAAA
This is a messenger RNA of Lolium rigidum, 1136 nucleotides long. RefSeq lists its product as uncharacterized. The transcript is spliced from 2 exons. The record is from RefSeq and is a predicted model, not a curated record. NCBI's taxonomy places the organism in Eukaryota, Viridiplantae, Streptophyta, Magnoliopsida, Poales, Poaceae. Bases 125 to 982 code for a protein of 285 amino acids.